GGCGGGAGCGACGGGGCCGCCCGGGGGGAGCCCGGGGGCUCCGCGGCGGGGACAGGUCUCUCCAAGGUGAUGAAGAUGAGCAGGUGAUGAAGGGGAGUGGGAUGCACUGGUGGCUUGUCACCGUCCUAGGGGUGCUGAGCGGACCUGCCCGGAGCAGCGCCGGGAGCUGCAGCGCCCCGGAGCCGGGCACGGCGGGAUGCCCGCCCGGAGAGGAGCCCAGCGGGGAUCCGUCGGGGUCGUGCCGAGCUUGUCCCCCCGGCACCUUCUCUCUGGGGGCUGCGUCCUGCGCCGCUCACACGCAGUGCCGGGCCGGGAACAGGGUGCUGGUGGCAGCGGGGACGGCGGCGAGCGACAGCCGCUGCGGAGCCUGCCUGCCGGGGUUCCACAGCCCCGCAGGGGACAGGGAGCCCCGGGGCCGGUGCCUGCCCUGCGCCGCUGCGCCCCACAGCACCCCGGGCUGCCCAGGCCGGCGGCGAGCCCGCAGCCCCGAGAUGCCGGGCAGGACACCGGGCACCAACGGGACACGCGUGACCCUGCUGGGUGAGGAGGAGGAGGAGGCGGCAGCAGCGCAGGCGGCCGUGCUCACCAUCGUCCCGGUCUUCUGUGCCAUGGGCUUGCUGGGAAUCCUGGUGUGCAACCUGCUGAAGAAGAAGGGUUAUCACUGCACCGCCAGCAAGGAGCCCCAGCCUGCCGGCACCAGUGCCAGCUCCAUCUACCAGCUGGAGGAUGCCAACGAGGACACCAUCGGGGUGCUGGUGCGGCUGAUCACUGAGAAGAAAGAAAACGCAGCGGCGCUGGAGGAGCUGCUGAAGGAGCACCAGAGGCAGCAGCUGAUGCCACCGAGCUGUGCCCCCCUCAAUAAGCUGCACCUCCUGCCUCAGUUUCCCCCCGCCUGCCACCACCAGCAGCACCUGCACACAGUGCAGGGCCCGGCCCCGUGUGCCCGCUGUGACCACAAGUGGCCCGAGGUGCUGCCACCGCUCAGUGCCACCAAAGCCCCCAAAGCCGGAGCUCAUCCCGGUGAGGUGACCAUCCUCUCCAUCGGCAGGUUCCGGGUGUCCCGGAUCCCGGAGCUGAGGAGUGAGGCCGGGGGGGAGCCCCUCCGUGGUGCCCUCCCCGCUGGCAGCGGGAUGUGACCCAUGAUGGGACGGCACCGAGGGCCCCACCAGGUGACAGCCACAAAGACCCCCUGGAGGGGUGGAGGACACCGGGUGCUGUGUGAAGGCCAGUCCUGCUCAGAGCUGCCAGGUGCUGGAGGUGGCAGCUCAGCUCCUGCUCCUGCCACCGAGGUGUCCAAGGGCAGCACAGCAAAUCCAGCAUCUCGCUCAGCUGGUGACAAGGAUUCUCUGUCCCUGAGGCCUGGUGGUGGCCACAGCGUGGUGGCCUCAUAGAAGGUGACUCCAGGAGCUGCGAUGCCAGGGGUGGUGCCACAGGAAUCAUCAUCUCUGGGAACCAUGAUGCCACCACACAGCUCCACUGGAAGCACAGAGGGCACUGGAUGCCAUUUCGUGGUCACCUUCUGGGUCUGUUGAACUCUCCAGGACCAUCAUGAACUGCUGAUUUCCCUGCAUCACCUGGUGCCAGUGCUCAGCAUGGCAGGAUAAUGAAUCACUGGAUCACCGAGUGACUCCUCCCUUGCCAAGAGCCCAGCUGGGGCAUGGAUUGCUGGUCUCCUGCAUCCAUCCAUCCAUCCUCUCUCCAACUUCCCAGUUCAGGAGCACAUGGUGGUGAUGCUCACCAUGCAGAUGACACAUUUCCCUUUCCACAGGAGUUGCUUCUGUGGGAUCACACUGGCUUGGCCCUGUUGGGAUCACUGGGAUAACCCACCCAAGGUUGGGUUGGAGACCAUCAGCCUCAACCAUCAACCCAGAAAAGGGUUUAUGGCUGGUCCCAUUCACCUCCCCACGACACCACCGUGCCAAAAAACCCACCACCAAACCCUCUCGGGCUCUUUUAUUUAUUUAUUUAAUUUUUUUUGGAAACAUUUUAAUAGUUAUCGAAUGUUCUACAUCUUACAGUAAAUAUCGUACAGUUACAAA
This is a messenger RNA of Melospiza georgiana, 2039 nucleotides long. It is a transcript of the gene RELT, whose product is annotated as RELT TNF receptor. NCBI's taxonomy places the organism in Eukaryota, Metazoa, Chordata, Aves, Passeriformes, Passerellidae. The transcript has 11 exons. Gene Ontology annotation, biological process: apoptotic process. The record is from RefSeq and is a predicted model, not a curated record. Bases 87 to 1136 code for a protein of 349 amino acids.